This is a messenger RNA of Batrachochytrium dendrobatidis JAM81, 729 nucleotides long. RefSeq lists its product as uncharacterized. Lineage: Eukaryota; Fungi; Chytridiomycota; Chytridiomycetes; Rhizophydiales. Bases 1 to 729 code for a protein of 242 amino acids. The transcript is spliced from 2 exons. The record is from RefSeq and is a predicted model, not a curated record.
AUGCAGCAACACGCUGGUAUUUGCGCUUCAACUGGAACAGAGCAACAAUCAACUGGAACCAAUCAUGAUGUAGCUCAGUCGACUUCCAAACAGUCAGAUGAUGAUAUAUUUGGCAACACACUAUACGACGACGUCUGUCAUCUUCCUAAAAAAUAUAUCCCAGAGAAUGAACGGCCCAUUCUCACACCUCAGCAAAAACUGGAUAGAGUCGAAAAAAUAAUGAAGAAUAUGGGUAUGGAAAUUCCAACUGAUGUUGGAGACGGAUAUCCGCACAAGAUGAGCACCAAGGCAAAGGAAAGAAUACUAGAAACUAAACGAAGAGGGUAUGGGCGUAGAAUGAGCUCAUCUGAUAAAAAGAAAUUCAGGAAACUGAGACUAGGAAGAUUAUGGGUGUGUCGCAAGUUGGCUCUUGAACCUCCUGAAGAAACAUCAAUCAGAGUUGUAUCUGAACCUACUCCAGAAUUAAAAUCCAUCUUGAAACCCGGAUCUACUUUUAAACCCCACGGCUCAAAACACGAUCAUUCUAAAAAACAUCAUCAGAAAUCAAGUCACGAUGCUGGUUCAAGGGAAGCUAAAGUGCACUUUGUACCAACGACUAAAAUUGCUAGAUAUUCAAGUGAAUCUAGUGUACUGCAAGAAUAUGAUAUUCAACUUCCUUCAUCACGUUCAAAGUUUAAUAGAUUCAAACGACAGAUGCUGAGAUUCAUUGGAUAUAGAAGGCAUACUUGA